Molecule: messenger RNA, 786 nt
Organism: Penicillium salamii
Lineage: Eukaryota; Fungi; Ascomycota; Eurotiomycetes; Eurotiales; Aspergillaceae
Source: the annotation of a GenBank genome assembly
AUGAUAUUGGUGGUGACGUUCUUAUUCGUAAGCCUGUUGGCUUACUUGACUCGUGUCAAAGGAGGAAGUACUAGUAAGCGAGGCGCUGCCUACAAUGACAUUGCAACUGUUCCACUGCUCCAUGGAUCUGGUACGAUAUCAUGGGCCUAUAAUUGGGCCAUGAGUGAGCUGAACGAGCUUCCAUUUGGAGUCGAGUUUGUCCCUAUGCUUUGGGGGACUGAGUUUGAUCAUUGGGUAGAGCUGACGGAGAGUAGCCUUGCCAAUGGCAGCACCUAUCUUCUUGGUUUCAAUGAGCCUGACAUGUCAUCACAGUCAAACAUGAGUCCUUCUGUGGCCGCAACUCAUUAUCGCAAUCACAUCACGUAUUUUAAGGAUAGAGCGAAGCUAGUCAGCCCUGCAGUAACUUCAUCUAUCUCGACGGGCAUGGGGCUUGACUGGCUGGACAAGUUUAUGGAAUUCUGUUUUGACUGUGGCAUUUCCGUCGCGGCUGUUCAUUGGUACGGCGACUCGGCCGACGCUUUCAAAUCCUUCAUUCACAAUGUCAUCAACUUCGCUAGGUCGCAUGAACUCGCUGAGGUCUGGAUUACAGAAUUUGCGCUCAAUGCCGACACCUCGGGUGUGGUGAACCAGGCGACUACUGAGGCAUUCAUUGAAAGCAUCACCCCCUGGCUUGAUUCACAGUCUAUGGUCACUCGUUACUCUUAUUUUAUGUGUGCUGAGGGGUACCUUCUCUCCCACGGGGCCCUCAAUGCUGCGGGCCAAGCCUAUGCUUCCUCGUGUGGCUGA